GGAGAAGCUUUUCCCCUCCGGGGGGCAGCGCGAGGGGACAGAGCAGCUGAUUGGGAAUUUAUGCAGUCGGAGAGCAGAGGGCAGACGCGGAAACGAGUGGCGUUUUGCGCUGCUCUCAUGGUUAAACAGCUACUCGAGGACCAGCCUUGUCCCGGCCAGCGUCCCUUCCAGGAAAGCUCUGCUUUUUGACCCUGAAAAUGGAUUUGCGUUUUAAUGACAAAGCUGUACCCAGUUUUGCCUGUGGACCAUGAUGUAUGGCCUGUGGUCUGUCAAGGGGGUUAGCAACAGAUAUUGGUCAACUGACCCAGUCCUUCUCAUCCAACAGAUAUUUUGCUGUACUUUGCUGGUAAUGCCCCUAUUUACACAUAAAUGUGAUGACUGAACAAGGAUGAUAUUGUGCUGGAUUAGCUGCAGAGUAUAGUCCUCGUAUAGAUCAGGUGUGUGACCAACUCUUUCCCUCUGUCUAUCCCAAAAUCUUACCCAGUAGCAUUGCAGUAUGGUCCUUCUAGGAGAAUCUCAUUCUCGGUCAAUUUCUUGGUCAUGGAGACUGGUGCCCUCACUGGUGUUAAGUGUUGCAAAACCCUGACCUUGAUAGCACAGUCAUGGAAUUAGUGACCUGAAGGAGUGUUGGUGGGCCCUGAUGUUGAUUUGAGGUGACUUGAUCCAUGGGUCAGGACAGCUGGGAGAGUUCCUCAUAAAGACUUUGGGUAUAGGAUGAGUUGGCCUGUUCAUCACUAACUGAAUGAGGGGUUAGGGUUAGGGGCAUAUAGGUUCCCUUUCAUGUGACUGACUUUUUGGAAGUCUUAUCCCGGCCUUGGUCACUGGGUGUCCAGUUCAACAUCCAGGCCUGCUGGGAUCGCUUGCAUCCACACCUGGCACCUGAAUACCCAGGUGUCUUACAGGGGGAGGCUGUAUAAGCGAUCCCGACCAGGGUGAAGACUGGGUGACGUGACGGUGAGGGGGGCCUCACGGAGCCAGCAUGGCUGAGCACGCGGAGCUCCUGGCAGAGAUGCCGGCAGUUGGCCGACUGACGGCCGGUGAGCGACUCAAGCAUGCUCAGAAGCGGCGCGCCCAACAACUGAAGGGCUGGGCACAGAUGGAGAAGGUCGCCCACAGUGACGCAGGACCCAAGGUGGGGCCGCAGGCCCACAACCGCAGGGUCACCUUCCCCAAUAACAUCACGCUGCUGGAGGCUGCUGCUCGCAAUGACCUGGAGGAGGUCAAGGAACUGCUUAGUAGUGGGGUGAGCCCAGACCUGUUCAAUGAGGACGGCCUCACAGCCUUGCACCAGUGCUGCAUCGACGACUUCGAGGAGCUGGUCCGCUGCCUGCUGGAGGCGGGCGCCAGCGUCAAUGCCUGCGACAGUGAACUCUGGACCCCUCUGCAUGCCGCCGCCACCUGCGGUCACACGCAACUGGUGCAGCUCCUCGUGCAGUCUGGCGCCGACCUGCUGGCAGUGAAUGCCGAUGGGAACAUGCCCUACGAUCUGUGCGAGGACGAGGCCACGCUGGAGCUUAUUGAAACGGUUAUGGCUGAGCAGGGCAUAACGCAGGAGCGCAUCGAUGAGUGUCGUGCGGCAAAGGAGAUGGAGAUGCUGGCAGACGUGAGGGACCUGGUCCUGAGUGGAACGGAACUCGGAACCAAGGACGACAAUGGCACUACGCUGAUGCAUAUCGCCGCUGCAAAUGGAUGGCAGUCGGUGGCGGAACUCCUGCUGGAACAGAAGGCACCAGUGGGCGAGAAGGAUUGUGAUGGCUGGACACCGCUGCAUGCCGCCGCCUGCUGGGGACAUAUGCAGAUGGUUGAACUGCUGGUGGCUCAUGGAGCCGACCUCCAUGCCAAGUCCAUCCUGGAGGAGACGCCUCUGGAUGUCUGUGCAGAUGAGGAGGUAAGGGCCAAGCUGCUGGAUCUGAAGCACAAGCAUGAUGCCAUCAUGAAGAGUCAGGACCGGCGCAAAGGCACCCUGCAGAGGAGGGCCUCCAGUGCGGGCAGCAGAGGGAAGGUGGUGCGACGGACAAGUGUGAACGAGCGCUCCAACCUGUACCGCCGCGAGCACCACAAAGAGGCAGUGGUCUGGCAGGAGCGUGGGCGAGAGGCGGAGCCAGCGGACGACGACGAGGACAGGCAGACGGACGCUGAGCUGGACCAGCACCUCGCUCUGGCUCCAGUGCUGAAUGCUGAGGAUGAGGAGGGUGGGGAGAGGAAAAGGGAGCCGCUGGGUAAUGGAGCGACGCCUCUGUCCUCGGUCUCGUUGCCGGGGGAGUUACACGAGGGCAGCCGCAUGGAGCGCAGCGCCUCCUACCAGCUGGCCCCUGGUGGCGGUGAGGCUGACAGCAUGACGCGGGAGAAGGCCCACCACACACUGGCUGAGCUCAAACGCCAGCGUGCCGCUGCCAAGCUCCACAAGCAGCCGGCCCCGCCCCCGCCACUAGCCAUGCCCUCAGUGCCACCCCUGCCGGCAGAGGAAGAGGGAUUCGCGCCUGCUCUGCCCACACAGCAUGUUGUACCCAGCACCCCCCAGGAGGGGGCAGUCUACUUUACCCCUGCCAGUGGAGACCCACCACUGCUGAAGCUGAGAGCCCCAGAAGAGGAUGCUGCUGCCACAAAGGAGCCCUGCUGUAGACUGAUGUAGCUGCUGAAUACAUGAGCACACACACACACACACACACACACACACACACACACACACACACACACGGGCCACUGAAAGUCCAAGACUCACUGCUUCAGCACUUACCCUGCUGGGCAUUUCAUCACCUGUGUGUGUUUCUGUAUCUUCCUGUUAACCCGAUUUUUGGGCACUAUUUUCAUACCUCACCCCCAUUUUAUUUAAUUGGACAUUUUUCAAAUGAUCUGUCAAUCCAUUCCAUCCCGCAGCAGACCAGCACGGGCUUGUAUUUAGCACUAUGUGAGCGUUUGGUGGCAACCUGCAGAGCUGUGACCUGGAACGGUUGCUUUUACCCUGAAGUUUAUAACAUUCCAGACUUUCCUCCAGAGCUUUGCCCUGAGGAUGCCUCAUUGCUACCACCUGGUGGCCAUUCAGUGCAUUUACUUCUGAUUUGGAUGAGAAGCAGCACUUUACCCCUAACAAAAUGUAAACGGUGUAACAAAUGAGCAAUGUGACUGUCUUUUUUGGUCUUUCCUUUGGCCUUUUUUUAAUCUACGGACGUGCACUGACGCCCAUCACAGACUGAGGUCUUCCUGUAAACCGCGGGUGCUCUUGUUUUUUCACAGGUUCCAUUUUUUUCUCCGUUAUACAGAUUUAAUACAGCUUAAAACAACUGUUUAUUUUUAAGAAUGAAAGCUUAUGAUCCAUUGCUUGUUAAAUAGUGAUUAAUGGUUCACAUUGUACCAGGAAGAUCACAUGCCUUAGUUCCACUGAGAGUAGACCAUCCCUGUAGUUCCUGUGUUCCCACAAUUCCUGAAGCAUGAAGGAGUUAAUACCAUGGGCACACAGGUUAUGAUUCACUACCUUAUGAUGGGGUUCGCCCUCUGUGCGCUAAUGCACCACUCCUGGGCAGGGUAGGUUAUAGCUUAGGUUAAAUCUGUUUUUGGUGCGUGACUGAGAGAUGCUUUGCUUGGGGUGGUAUUUACACACUGGAUCGGUAUGCGAAGCAGACACUCUGGAAGAAUAUGACGAGGCCUUAAUUUAUUUAUGUAUUUAUUCGUUGAUUUAGUCCCAAAUACAUUUGCUGUAUAUACUAGUAGAUUUGCAUGCAUUGCAGGGCCUGGGGUGAGACAUAUUUCUCCAGUGAAGUGGAUGCCUGGCUUGCAGGUGCACCUUGGAAUGAGACGACUGGCUGGAAAUAUUCAGCACAAACAAAAGGUUGCCUUUUUAAUAACUGAUCAUGUGACUCUGGCUCCUUGGUUUAAUCGCCCCCACAGAGAGCCCUAAUUCCCUUUGUCAGGCAGGCUUAAUGACAUUCCUUCACACGUCAUCCUUACCCUUUUUCGUGCCUCCACACCUUCCGCUUUUCUUGCUAUUCCAGCCAGCCGCUGGCUGUCAGCUGACCUCCUCCCAGCACCCAGGACCUAAAUCUGAUGUCAUUCUGUUUGAAGCCAAUGUUUAUGUGAUUCCAGAUUAAAGAUUUAUUAUAAAGUU
Molecule: messenger RNA, 4102 nt
Organism: Brienomyrus brachyistius
Lineage: Eukaryota; Metazoa; Chordata; Actinopteri; Osteoglossiformes; Mormyridae
Gene: ppp1r16a
Product: protein phosphatase 1, regulatory subunit 16A
Exons: 11
Coding region: 980-2632 (550 amino acids)
Cellular component (GO): cytoplasm
Molecular function (GO): enzyme inhibitor activity; protein binding; phosphatase regulator activity
Source: RefSeq, a predicted model, not a curated record